Vitrella brassicaformis is the source of this 2157-nucleotide messenger RNA. NCBI's taxonomy places the organism in Eukaryota, Vitrellaceae. The record is from the annotation of a GenBank genome assembly.
UCACCGACAGCAGCGGAAGGGCCACCUCCGUACAACACGCCGACCGUCGUCUUUGUCCUCCUCCUCCUCUUCAUCCUCCUCCACCACCCUGGCCGCUGGCGCCUUCGGAGAGCAUCUGGCCAUCCUAAUGUAGGGGUGGGGCGGCGGUGGCGGUGAGCGCCACUGGUAGUUGGGCGGUGGUGCGGCAGCUGCAGCCCACGGGCGUUUCGUAGCCGGGCCAACAGGGGGUGCUUUGAAGCCCUCGGGCCUCGUCACACGAGACCUGUCGGCAGCUCCCCGCUCAACGCCGUUGGUGGGGGAUCUAGACGGCUCGGCCUUGUCCUCGGCGGAUGCACCCUUGCGCUUGGUGCCUUGGGCGGUGGGGGGCGGCUUGGCCGGGCUCGGCGCUGCCGCGGCAGCGGCUUUCUUGGCCUCCUCCUUCCUUUUCCUCUCUCUCUGCAUUAUGGCCAGAGCACACAGACAUCAAAAGUGAGAGAGGUUCGGGUGGGGCGCUUCAGUGUCUCAUUGGUCUCAGUCCUACGCACCUCCGCCAACAAGGCCUGCGCCUUACGAAUCUCGGCCUCCCUCCAUUCGCGCGUCUCCCGCGCAGUGGCCGCCUGAACAACAGACGAUAACCGAAUACAAAGACAGAGACACCAAGUGAUAUGCCCAGUGGGGAGGAGAAUCUUUUGCCAGACUCACCGCCUCCGGAGACUCUUGCCACUCACGAAAAGUCCGGUACCCGUAUGGGCAUGGGCCAUCCCGCUGCUGAAGACAGCAAGGAAGACGUACAUCCGUUGGCUCAUUCCGAAGGCGCACGACACUCGUCUGUCUCUCUCUCUUACCCUGCCGUCGCUUGCAGCCCCCCCACCAGAGAGACCCGUAAGGGCCUCGUGGGCCUCGGAGAUGGCCUGAAAGGCCGCCUUGUCCCCACCCUUGUCUGGGUGGUUGGCCUGCACAGACAUCCACACGAAAGACAAAAAGAGAGAGAGGGAGAGAGAGGAGAGUGAAGCAGGCUGUUUCUGCGGUGUUAGUGGGCCCCUCUGGAUGUGUCAGUGCAAAAGGCUUCUGCACUCUGCUGACUGGCGCUCCUGCACUCAUGCUGCCCUGCUGGUGCCUUGCUGGUGCCCCCCUGGUGCCUCGCUGAUCCCCUCUCCUUCUCCAGAGUGACCACUCGCUUACCAGAGCAAGCCGGCGGUACGCGGCCUUGAUCUGCCCCUAGGAGGCACUCGGCGGUACACCCAGCCUCGCAUAAUGACCUCGACGGUCUCGCUCAGCCAUCUUUCACACGAAUCUCAAGACGAACAUGCACACUUGCUACGCGUGGGUAGCCGACACGUAGAAAGCGGCCGUGCAUGCAAUUGCGUGCAUGUCUCUCAGCAGUAUCUUGGCGAGAGGCAGGUGGUGAACCAGGAGAGCGGCUUCAGCCACGAGAAUCCCCCCUCCUUCUUGUCGACAUCCUGCACGUUCACAAGCACAGCGGCCGAGAGAGAACGACACACAUGACUGCUUGCCGUGUGUGGCGCGUGUGAAGGCGGUCGCGUGUGUUUGUGGGCGACACUAUUCUUUACCUUGAUGAAUGUCUUUCAGCGGUAUACAGGGGCAAUGAGCCGACAGAAGUUGUCCCAGUUGACGGAACGCCGCCACAGUGAGGUCGCUUCUGGCCGAAAAAAUGGAACGCAAUCUUGAACGUCUGUGUGAGGACGUCAGGGCACACGGAUAUAAACGGACGCAUGGGUGUCUCCCUCUGUGGCUUACGAAGUGCUUUUGUGUGCCGUUGUGCUGUCUGAUAGUCGUGGUGACGGCCGCAAACUCUGCCUGCGACGCGUGGCUCGUGCGGCCCUUGCUUCUCCGCUUCACCCUGCGCACACAAACACCACACAUGCCCUGUGUUGUGUUGUGUUGUGUCUGUUUGUCCGCACGUCGGUGUCUGUUUGUACUUUGUAUUCACCGACAGCAGCGGAAGAGCCACCUCCGUACGACAGGCCGAGGAUCGUCUCUGUCCUCCUCCUCUUCAUCAUCCUCCACCACCCUGGCCGCGGGCGCCCUCGGAGAGCAUCUGGCCAUCCAAAUGUAGGGGUGGGGCGGCGGUGGCGGUGCGCGCCAGUGGUAGUUGGGCGGUUGGGGGCGGCUUGGCCGGGCUCGACGCUGCCGCAGCAGCGGCUUUCUUGGCCUCAU